GAUAUAAAAGUAAAAUAAAAAAAAAAAAGGCUCAAUAAUCAGACGACAAAUUGAAACGUGUCAGUGAUUAAAACGUAAAGCGAUAAUUAUUAGAUUGAUAUUGUCGAGUGAUAGCAGGUGUGAAUAAUAUAUAAUAUAUAUAUUUAAAGAAAGAGAAGAGAAUAAAGGUGAAGCAAGAUGCCGACGAGUUUGUUCAACGACAUAGACCGCAGCGUCAGCGCCGGAGGUAACUCUCUGGAGGAACAGCGUGCCCUUCAACUAGCCUUUGAGCUCUCGAUGCUGAGUCUCGCGGAGGGCACCCAAGGCUGCACGGGCAAUGGCAACGCUGGCCCAGGGAACGGAAACAACUCCGACUCAACGGACCUACAGGCGACGCCGUCCAGCGUCUUUGAGGAGGCCAGGUCCAAGAAGAGCCAGAACAUGACUGAAUGUGUUCCCGUACCCAGCAGCGAGCACGUGGCUGAGAUCGUUGGCCGUCAAGGCUGUAAGAUAAAAGCUCUCCGUGCAAAGACCAACACGUACAUAAAGACACCAGUCCGAGGCGAGGAGCCAGUGUUCGUGGUGACAGGCCGUAAGGAGGACGUAGCCCGUGCCAAACGCGAGAUACUCUCAGCAGCGGAGCACUUUUCACAGAUCCGCGCCUCGCGCAAGAGCUCCUUGGGGGCUUUAUUGGGAGCACCACCAGGUCCACCGACUUCAGUCCCAGGGCACGUGACAAUCCAGGUACGCGUGCCAUACAGAGUUGUUGGUUUGGUAGUGGGCCCCAAGGGGGCGACGAUCAAGAGGAUCCAGCACCAGACUCACACCUACAUCGUGACACCGAGCCGUGACAAGGAGCCCGUCUUCGAGGUGACCGGCCUGCCAGAGAACGUCGAGGCGGCCAGACGAGAAAUAGAGGCUCACAUCGCCUUACGCACCGGCUCAACCAACGGCCCCGGGGGUCUCGCCGGCGACGAAGUUGACUUGCUCGGCGCUCUCUGUCGUGGAGGACUCGGCUCAAUUCUGGGCAGCCUGGACCCUCCCGGGUCAAACGGCUCCAACGGAUCCACCAGUGGCGCUUUCUCCAGCAGCGGAAGCUGCAGCAGUUCCUCCAGCAGCUCCGGGGCUCCGGGCCUGAACGACCUGGUGGCCAUCUGGGGUGCGGGCAUCGACCGCGACGAAGGACUUGGAGACUCUCCCUCAUUCGAGUCCCAGACCGCGUCAGCUUCCUCGAUCUGGUCCUUUCCAGGAGUGACUUUGCCAUCUCGGCCGUCGCCUCCGGCCUCUGCCAGUCCCGCCAGCCCCACAGACUCACUUCUUGGAACCGGGAGCGCCGGUGGCCGUCGCGAGUGUGUAGUUUGCGGCGACAAAGAGGUUACUGCUGCUCUGGUGCCAUGCGGACACAAUUUGUUCUGCUUGGACUGCGGGAACCGCGUCUGCGAGAGCUCCGACCCCAGCUGUCCUGUUUGCUCGCGACCUGUUCUUCAGGCUCUAAGAAUUCUCUCUUAAGAGCAUCUAAUGAUAACACAACAUCACUAUCAUCAUCAUCAUCAUCAUUAUUACUGACGACCACCUCGAUGAUUAUUAUUAAAAAAGAGUAAUACUAUAAAGAACAAGAUGAAAAGAAGAUCAACAAAUUAUUUGAUUGUAACCAAGGUAUCACUGACUAACGAGAAGGAAACUACCAGGAACUUCGAGGGACCCUUGAGUCUGGAAAGACGCGCACAAGAUUUAAAUUCCACUGCUGCUGCCAAUAUUUAUUAACAAGACAAAGAUUUUAAACACAUUUAAUUAAUAACUAACUAACCUUUAAAUUUAAUUAAAUUUAAACAAGACAAAGGAUUUUAUGAGUAACAUUUAAAAAAAAUAAUAAUAAUAAUAUAAAUUAAAAAAAGAAAAAAAUAUUUAAUAAAAUAAAACCGGGAAUUUUGAUGCGUUCAACGAUCGGUCAUUCCCGCGCCAACCGGAUACAACGAAUCGAUUAAAUAUGCUGUAGGUGUAGACUCUCCAAGCGACUCGCGGCGCGUCUCCUAUCGCCUGCUUUCUCAAAACUUUUAUCUCACGUGAUAAUAACAAUUAUUAUUAUUAUUAUUAUCAUCGUCAAAAAUUUAAAAUAAAAUAACUAACAAUUUAAA
Molecule: messenger RNA, 2114 nt
Organism: Cotesia glomerata
Lineage: Eukaryota; Metazoa; Arthropoda; Insecta; Hymenoptera; Braconidae
Product: RNA-binding protein MEX3B
Exons: 2
Coding region: 178-1488 (436 amino acids)
Molecular function (GO): RNA binding
Source: RefSeq, a predicted model, not a curated record